UAGGAACGACAAAGAAAAUUCGUGUUACAAUGAUCACUCAGAGUGAAUGAUGUUGAUAUAGAGCCUUAAGCAAUUUUCAUUUGAAAGGAUUCUUUAAUUUUAAUGAAACACGUAGCAACCCCACUAGAAGCAGCGUUUUGAAUCAGCAAAAUGGUAGCUGCGGUGGUCGUUUUCCUGGCAAUUUGCUUAUUACAGCCCAAUCAAGUUUCCUCAUUUGGCAGUUGUGGACAAAGAAGUCCGUCGUCUCGCGUUGUUGGAGGAUCACAAGCCCAACAGGGUUCCUGGCCCUGGCAAAUAGAACUCCUGAUUUCGCGAUCACCUGACUUGAAAUCAUUCGUUCAUCGUUGCGGAGGCACCUUGAUUGAUCUUCAGUGGGUGGUGACAGCUGCUCAUUGUGUGUUCAUGUUCCCAACCCCAGAACAUUAUAAAGUUGUCGUAGGACAGAUACAUCGGGCUGAAGUGAAAGAGCCCGAGAACAGAUACAUCUACAAUGUUACAAGCGUAAGGAUCCACGAAGAAUAUAUGACUCGUGGCUACGGUUUUGAUGUUGCGUUGGUAAAGCUAGCAAGACCAGUCAUGUUAGAGGCUGGUAAAGUCUGGCCAGCAUGCCUUCCUGAACAAGGAAACCGGGUGUCGAUUGGAGAAUUAUGUUACAUCACUGGCUGGGGAAAAACAUCGUCAAACUUGACCUCUUACUUCUCGAAAGUUCUUCGAGAAGCCAAGAUGCCAGUUGUAGAUUACCAGACCUGUGCAGAUGGAAAUGCCAUUUUACCUUACGCCCAAGUGGACGAUGACACCAUGCUGUGUGCUGGUUACGGUGGAAGUAGCGUGAUCAGUGGUUGCCAUGGUGAUAGUGGGGGACCUUUCGUCUGUCAGGAGAACAGACGUUGGGUUUUAAGAGGAGCUGUAAGCUGGGGAGACGAUCGGUGUAGAGGUGGUUCGACAUUCUCUGUUUUUGCACGAAUCAGCUCAUUUGUGGAUUGGAUCUCCGCCACUAAAGAGAAACCAGAGCAAAGCAUUGCCAUAGGCGAGUCUUGCAGGGAUGACUUACCGCAUUGUAAGAAGUGGUCCCUGGCCAAGUUUUGUGGAAACCUAUGGUAUGGGAACUACAUGAAGUUAUUCUGUCGCAAGAGCUGCGAACAUUGUACCGACUGAACCUUCAGCUCUCGCAAAGGUUGUAAACAUGGAAACGCAGAUAUAUUGUGAGAGGCAACUACUUUUAAUAACGGUUCAUCUAGUUAAGUGCAAUGUAAAACACAUGAAAACGGAAAAUUGCAAUGAAGUGACGAAAAAUCAUCAGCUCCUACGUCCGGCUACUGACUCUCUUUGUCCAGCCCCUCAGAACUGAAAAUAAAAUUAAAAAAUUGAGCUUGAUCUGUA
Messenger RNA from Stylophora pistillata, 1380 nucleotides. RefSeq names its product chymotrypsin-like elastase family member 2A. Lineage: Eukaryota; Metazoa; Cnidaria; Anthozoa; Scleractinia; Pocilloporidae. Gene Ontology annotation, biological process: proteolysis. The record is from RefSeq and is a predicted model, not a curated record. Gene Ontology annotation, molecular function: serine-type endopeptidase activity.